Molecule: messenger RNA, 2813 nt
Organism: Epinephelus moara (kelp grouper)
Lineage: Eukaryota; Metazoa; Chordata; Actinopteri; Perciformes; Serranidae
Gene: vav3a
Product: guanine nucleotide exchange factor VAV3
Exons: 27
Coding region: 204-2813 (869 amino acids)
Biological process (GO): intracellular signal transduction; regulation of GTPase activity; cell migration
Cellular component (GO): cytoplasm; plasma membrane
Molecular function (GO): guanyl-nucleotide exchange factor activity; protein binding
Source: RefSeq, a predicted model, not a curated record
GAAGAGUGCAGGGUGCGCUCCAUCCACAGCCUCACUCCACCGGACUGUCAUCCUCCACCAGCUCUCCGCUCCGGUCCUGUUCCGUUUCACAUCGGCUGUUACAGCAUGGGUACGAUUUGAAGACACAGCACGGGGCCGUCAGCACUUUCACUCGCCACCAGGAACAAAUCCUCUCCAAGCUCGUUCGGCUGAAGUCACAAAUAAUGAUGGAGUAUUGGAGGCAAUGCGCGCUGUGGUUGAUAAACUGCAAGGUGCUUCCAGCGAACCACCGGGUGACAUGGGAGUCUGCACAGGUAUUUGACUUGGCCCAAACCCUCCGGGAUGGAGUCCUGCUCUGCCAUCUGCUCAACAACCUGAGACCCCAGUCCAUCAACCUGAAGGAGAUCAACCUGCGACCGCAAAUGUCACAGUUCCUGUGCCUGAAGAAUAUCAGGACUUUCCUGGCGGUGUGCAGCGAGGAAUUUGGCAUGAAGAAAAGCGAGAUGUUCGAGGCCUUUGACCUCUUUGACGUCAGGGACUUUGGAAAGGUUAUGGACACACUAUCUAAACUUUCCCACACAGCGAUUGCACAACAAACUGGAAUCAGGCCCUUCCCAUCUGAGGAGAGUGUUGAAGAUGAGGAUAUCUACAACCACCUGGAGGACCUGAUAGAUGAGAACGGGGUGGAGGAUGAGGAGGAUCUGUAUGACUGCGUGUACGACGACGAAGAUGGAGGAGAGAUCUAUGAGGACCUGAUGAAGACAGAAGCCAUCCCUCCUCCGGCGUUCCAGAAGCAAGCAGAGACUGACAUAAGGAGUUGCUGUUUAACAGAGAUCAAACAGACAGAGGAGAAAUACACUGAGACCCUGGAGUCUAUAGAGAAGCACUUUAUGACGCCCCUCACCAUGUUUCUGUCCAUGGCCGAGAUGGAAAAGGUGUUCGUGAAUAUUCCGGACCUGGUUAAAGUUCACAAAUGUUUACUGCUGGAAAUUCAAGACUCAGUCCACCACAGAAGUGCCCAGAACCUUUACCAGAUCUUCAUCACCUUCAAAGAGAGGUUGUUGAUCUAUGGGAAAUACUGCAGCCAUGUGGAGACAGCCAUCGCCACUCUGGACGACAUUUGCAAAGACAGAGAGGACCUACGCAUGAAGCUAGAGGAAUGUUCAAAGAGAGCCAACUACGGCAAGUUCACACUGAGGGAUCUGCUGGUGGUUCCUAUGCAGCGGGUAUUAAAGUAUCACCUCCUGCUGCAGGAGCUGGUGAAACACACUCAUGAUUCCACUGACAAGAGUAAUCUGCGGAUGGCAUUGGACGCCAUGAAGGACUUGGCUCAGUACGUCAACGAAGUCAAGCGAGACAAUGAGACGCUGCGAGAAAUAGAUCAGUAUCAGAGAUCCAUUGAAAACCUGAAUCAGCGACUGAGUACCUAUGGCAGACCCAAAGGUGAUGGGGAGGUACGAGUGGCCACAGUGGACAAACGGGCUAAACAGGACAGGCACAUCUUCCUGUUUGACGCCGCUGUGAUUGUUUGUAAGCGGCGAGGAGACAACUAUGAGAUGAAAGAAGUGAUCGACCUGCACCUCUUCAAGAUCACCAACAACCCCACAUCGGACAAGGAGAACCGAAAGUGGUCCCACGGAUUCUACCUCACUCAUAACCAGGGCCAGAACGGCUUUGAAUUCUUCUUCAAGACCAAAGAGCUGAAAAAGAAGUGGCUGGAGCAGUUUGGCAUGGCCAUAUCCAACAUUCGUCCUGAGAACGCCACUAACAACUUCCAUGACUUUAAUAUGCACACCUUUGAAAGGAUCACCUCCUGCAACUCUUGCCACAUGCUGCUAAGGGGCAUCUUCAACCAGGGCUAUCUGUGCUCCAAGUGUGGUUUAGGUGCCCAUAAAGAAUGCCUGGGCCGCUUUGGCUGCUGUGGAAAAACAGAUCCCGGCUCCGUCAGAACUCAGGGCAAAGAUCGAGAUCCAGGUCUGCCCAAGAUGCUGGUAAUCAGGAACUACUUUGGCGUGCCGAGCCCCACGUCUGGUCCGGCGCUCAGCAUCCAGACGGGUGACAUCAUCGAAUUAAUCGGCGCCGACCUACACAGCCCCUGGUGGCAGGGCAAAAUCCUGACGACAAAGGAAGUUGGCUUCUUUCCAAGCGACGCUGUGAAGCCGUGCCCAUGUGUCCCGAAGCCUGUCGAUUACUCCUCUCAAGCCUGGUUUGCAGGGCCCAUGGAGAGGCUUCAGGCGGAGGCAGAACUCAUCAACAGGGUCAACAGCACCUACCUGGUCCGCCACCGCAGUAGAGAGUACACAGAGUACGCCAUCAGUAUAAAGUACAACAACGACGUGAAGCACAUAAAGAUCCUGACCAAGGAGGGCUGCUUCUACAUCGCAGAGAACAAGAAGUUCAGGAGCAUAUUAGAGCUGAUCGAGUACUACAAACACCACUCAUUGAGGGAAGGUUUUAGGAGUCUUGACACCACGCUGAAGUUUCCAUACCGGGAACCAGAGAACGCUGCUAUGCACCGCCUCAACCGGCCGGGUGGCAACACCCCAUUGCUCUGCGGCCUCUCUUUUGUAACUCCUGCCGGCUACAGCUUUGUACCUCCUUCCUCUGCUCCCUUCUGGUCAGUGUUUACUCCGAAAGUGAUCGGUGUGGCGAUAGCACGGUACGACUUCAGCUCCCGUGACACCCGGGAGCUCUCGCUGCAGGAGGGUGACGUGGUUAAGAUCUACACGAAAUCGGGAGCCAACGGCUGGUGGAGGGGCGAGGUCAAUGGCAGGGUAAGUGGCAGCCUUAAGACGCCGGGAAAACACAAUCCACUAAUCACUGAAAUCAAAUGA